AUGUCGCAAACCAUUUGGUCAAAUUCAAUGCCUUUUCGAUUGACGAACCUUCAAGGAUCAAAUGCCGUGUUGGAGCACGAUGAACGACGUCUUUACUUGACUCGUCGAGAAGAUUCGAAUUUGUGGGAAGUAUACUUAAAGAACUUUGAGGACGUUGAAGUAGAUGAAAUUGUUCAGUUGGCUUUUCAGGCCAUUUUCACUACGCUUCCUAUCAUCAAGGGUGAAGUCACCUUGAAAUGGGAACCUUUAGCUUCCUAUAAAGGAAAACUGACUCUUCCUGUAUUCUUCAACGAAGAACAGGGAUGUAUCAGCACUGAUCGUAUGGCGUUUUGGCAAAUUGCUACUCCUUGGAUCACCAACAAACAACCUGAAUGGCCCUUGUCUUAUCUACCAAACCAAAAAAUCCGUCGUCCUAAUGCACCAAAGCCUGGAACCAUCUUGUAUGAGCGUUUCAUUCCUAGUUUAAAUGAGACGUUGUCAUUUGUUGCCUUAGACAUUGAUCAACAUUUACAAUACUUCCACGAAUGGCAAAAUAACCCUCGUGUUAGCCAUUUCUGGACUGAAACCGGAAAUUGGGAUCAACAUCGUGAUUACCUUCUCAAGCUACAAAGUGAUCCACAUGCGUACGCUGUCAUCGGCUGCUUUAACGAGCAACCGUUUGGCUACUUUGAGGUUUACUGGGUUCCAGAGGACCGAAUCGCUCCCUUUGCCCAGCCUUGGCAUACACAUGAUCGCGGGUUUCAUGCCCUUGUAGGCAAUGAACAUUUCCGCGGUCCUCAUCGUGUUCCUGUCUGGUUAUCCAGUAUUACCCAUAUGCUCUUCUUGGAUGACUCUCGAACCCAACGUAUUCUCCUUGAGCCCAGAAACGAUAACAAAAAGUUUAUUGAUUACCUUAUUGCUGAGAACUACUGUAAGCGUCUCGAAUUUGACUUUCCUCAUAAACGAGCUGCUUUCAUGGAAAUCACUCGCACAAUGUUCUUUUCUUGCCUUGGUCCCCGUAUUUAA
Schizosaccharomyces osmophilus is the source of this 1005-nucleotide messenger RNA. It is a transcript of the gene sib3, whose product is annotated as siderophore-iron biosynthesis protein Sib3. Gene Ontology annotation, biological process: siderophore biosynthetic process. The record is from RefSeq and is a predicted model, not a curated record. Lineage: Eukaryota; Fungi; Ascomycota; Schizosaccharomycetes; Schizosaccharomycetales; Schizosaccharomycetaceae. Bases 1 to 1005 code for a protein of 334 amino acids. The transcript has a single exon.